GUGCAAAGUCACAAACACUAAAAAUAUAGAGUAUGUUAUAUUAAUUGCGGAUAUGGACGUUGAUGUAUGCAUGGGCCACGCAUGUACUUCUUUGCUUCAUACCAUGAUGACAGUGAAGGUAUAGCGUAGAAUGGCAUAUGAUCAAAAGUCUUUGAUUCUAUGUCUAACCAACAUGUCAACGCAUUUCGGGAUAUGAGCUGGUCAGGUAUGGCGGAAAGGCGACCGUUGCCGGUACAAUUUGCAUUAUACCCUUCUCGCAAAACAAAUGGAAUGCUAUGUCCUUGUUUAACUGUUCGACAUACAAACGUCGAAUUGAUUCGGAUACUUGAUCCUGAACACAAGCAGCCUUUCUUUUCAAUUGACGGAAUGUUCUUAUUGGCAGGACUGAGCGUUCCUAAUGGCUUGUUGCGCUUCGAUCUGCGGCGUGAAAGAGGCGAUUAUGAUGUUACACUCGCAGGUCUAGAGCCGAGAGAAGGUAUCUGGUCGCCUUUCAACGUUGCUCAACGUAUAGCGAUGGAGCUUGGAUUAUCGCAGCUGCUAAAGACAUUCUUUUCCGUUAAACAUGCGUGGAGUUUGGAUGAAGGCGAAUUGAACGGAGUCGUUCAUAAUUGGCAACCAGCAAAAGAUCAAAUUAAUCCGUCAAAAUAUUCGUUCGAGUCUCUAUCAAAUGAUGCUUUUGAUUCCUUCUCCCUAAUCAAAAGCGGCCAGCCGGCUCGAACUCCGAUUGGCAAUGAAGAGCGAGACCAGAUCAAACGCAUAGGGAAACCUUGUCUUCUUCUCCAAGACGGCAGUGAAGAUGAAUUGCAGCACUCACGCAUACUCACUUCUUUCAGUCUUGAACAACGUUUAUUAAGAUGGACUGUAAUGGCGACUGCGCAAUGGCACGAAUUUCAACAACAGGUAUCGGAUGCACAAUCAGCCGAAAAUACUCAAGAAGAUUCUCUUAUGCAUAUUUGGUCACCUUCAACGGUGGAAAUCCUUCUCUUUUUUUCAGAUCUUCAAAGUCCAUCCAAUGACGAUGAUAGAAACAUUGCAUAUUCUUUGAACGAAGGGCAGAUUGUGGUUACAAAGAGUCAACUACAGGAAGCACAUCUUCGGCAUCAAGAGCAACAAGGAGCAAAGAACAACCCAUUGCUGAGCAUUGUGGAUGUGAAUGCUGUUUUGGCAUUGGUGGAUAGUCUAUGGAUAUGGUACAUCGAAAGAAUUGCUCAUUCGAAUAAAGCUCACAUGGAAAUGCCUCAGGAGACUAUGGCUCAAGAGAAAAGGAGCAACGAAGAGAGUGGCAUACAUGCUAUAUCACAAAGACUGAAUCGAUUGGAAGCAUCUUUUGAACGUAUGGAAGCUUCCCUUAACACCCUGCUGCACAAUCAGACCCUCAUACAAAAAGAGAAAGUGCAAACUGAGGCUAAAAAGCCGGUGAAUCCAAAUAAAUUUGGAUUAUUCUCCAUGGACGUCCAGACCUUAGUCUAUUUCUUCGUCAUUGGUAUGAUGGGUACUUUCUUCUCACAAUAUUUCUCCAAUCGAUGAAGACGAUCUAUAGAAAUAGAGUACAAUAUUGACAUUUCAAAUAUAAUGCAUUCUUACAUUUCAUCCUUGCCUCUGCCAAUCUCCACUUUUUCCGCCAGAUUUAUGCGUUACCAUCAAGCCAUCAACACGCAUCUCCUUUCCAGCCACGCUCUUGAGCAUAUCCCAAAGUACCAAACUUGUUACACUUGCACCUGUUAAUGCUUCCAUCUCUACGCCAGUUGUUGAAGUGGUUGUGGUGGUACAAGUGACUUCUAUAUAAGCGCUCAAAGUUGUACCUUC
Molecule: messenger RNA, 1806 nt
Organism: Meira miltonrushii
Lineage: Eukaryota; Fungi; Basidiomycota; Exobasidiomycetes; Exobasidiales; Brachybasidiaceae
Exons: 1
Coding region: 160-1527 (455 amino acids)
Source: RefSeq, a predicted model, not a curated record